Messenger RNA from Suncus etruscus (white-toothed pygmy shrew), 1781 nucleotides. RefSeq names its product purinergic receptor P2Y1 (gene P2RY1). Gene Ontology annotation, cellular component: plasma membrane. NCBI's taxonomy places the organism in Eukaryota, Metazoa, Chordata, Mammalia, Eulipotyphla, Soricidae. The coding region runs from base 432 to 1562 and encodes 376 amino acids. The transcript has 2 exons. The record is from RefSeq and is a predicted model, not a curated record. Gene Ontology annotation, biological process: relaxation of muscle; phospholipase C-activating G protein-coupled receptor signaling pathway; platelet activation. Gene Ontology annotation, molecular function: A1 adenosine receptor binding; ATP binding; G protein-coupled ATP receptor activity.
CCCGUGCCCAGACUCCGCCCUCGCAGCCAGACUCGGAACCGGGUCCCCUCCGGCGCGCGCGGACAGCCAGCGCGCGCCACGAGCUUGGAGAGGACGGUCCUGGACCUAGAGGCCACGCGCCCUCCUUCUAGGGCUCCACUGGGGCUGAGCGCAGUGGACACGGCCGGGCCGGACAGGACCAUGAUCCAGAGGAGCUGAUUUUGGUGGAGAAGGAGAGCUGGGGGAAAAGUGGGGUGAGUGCAGACAGACCCUGCACGGAGCCCAGAAAGUUGUCGGUGGGGCUGCCCGGGUGCGCGGGGAAGGAGAGUCCAUGGCCCGCAGCGGCCGUGCGGUGGGCGAGGGGGAGACCCGCCGCGCUCGCUUCCAAUGCGCCCUGCGCUGGGCACCGUCUUCUCCGCCUUUGCCCAGCGCCUGAACCCUCGGAGCAGAGCAUGGCCGAGGCAGUGCCGUGGCCCUCGGACCCCAACGCCACCGAAGCCGGCUUCCUAGCCGGCGUGGGCUCGCCCUGGACCAACGACACCUCCUCGGUGGUGGCCACCGCAGCCACCAGCGCGCCCUUCCGUUGCGCGCUGACCAAGACGGGUUUCCAGUUCUACUAUCUGCCCGCCGUGUACAUCCUGGUGUUCAUCGUGGGCUUCGUGGGCAACAGCGUGGCCAUCUGGAUGUUCGUCUUCCACAUGAAACCCUGGAGCGGCAUCUCCGUGUACAUGUUCAACUUGGCCCUGGCCGACUUUCUCUACGUCCUCACGCUGCCCGCGCUCAUCUUCUACUAUUUCAACAAGACCGACUGGAUCUUGGGCGACGCCAUGUGCAAGCUGCAACGCUUCAUCUUCCACCUGAACCUCUACGGCAGCAUCCUCUUCCUCACCUGCAUCAGUGCGCACCGUUACAGCGGCGUGGUGCGCCCGCUGCAGUCGCUGGGCCGCCAGCAGAAGAAGAGCGCGGUGUAUGUCAGCGUGUUGGUGUGGUUGGUGGUGGCCGCUGCCAUCUCGCCCAUCCUCUUCUACUCGGGCACUGGGGUUCGCAAGAACCGCACCAUGGCCUGCUAUGACACCGCUGCAGACGACUACCUGCGUAGCUACUUCGUGUACAGUCUGUGCACCACCGUGGCCAUGUUCUGCGUGCCCCUGGUGCUUAUCCUGGUCUGCUAUGGCCUCAUCGUGCGCGCUCUCAUCUACAAGGACUUGGAUAACUCGCCACUGCGACGCAAAUCCAUAUACCUGGUCAUCAUCGUGCUGGCCGUCUUCGCCGUGUCCUACAUCCCUUACCAUGUCAUGAAGACCAUGAACCUGAGAGCCCGCCUGGACUUCCAGACCCCGGAGAUGUGCGCCUUCAAUGACAGGGUUUAUGCCACCUACCAGGUGACCCGAGGGCUGGCCAGCCUUAACAGUUGUGUGGAUCCCAUCCUUUACUUCCUGGCCGGGGACACCUUCCGAAGGAGACUCUCCCGGGCCACCAGGAAGGCCUCCCGGAAGAGCGAGGCCAAUCUGCAGUCCAAGAGCGAGGACAUGACCCUCAACAUUCUGUCCGACUUCAAGCAGAAUGGAGACACGAGCUUGUGAAGUCCUAGGACACUUUUACUCCGCCCAGGCUCAGCCAAGGUCUCUGCUCAUUGUGGGGUGGAUGCUGGCCAGAACGUCUACCCCGAGUGGUUGCCUCUUUAGCUUCAGACCCCCAGAGUGGCCCUUGGUCCCUCCCCCAUGCAGUGUCCCCAUGGCAGCGAGGAAGAAGAGACAGGCCGGGCUUGAACUCCAGAACCACAUGGUCACAUGGAUACUGGA